Molecule: messenger RNA, 1585 nt
Organism: Trypanosoma grayi
Lineage: Eukaryota; Euglenozoa; Kinetoplastea; Trypanosomatida; Trypanosomatidae
Exons: 1
Source: RefSeq, a predicted model, not a curated record
UGGCAGGUGUGAUGGAGAGAGGCGGCGGGCACCACCAGCCGAUGCCCGGCGAGCGGGACCCCCUCGACGACCGGCAUAGGGAUCUGCUGCUGCAACAACAGCCACUGCAGCAGCCGAAACAGGAUCUUCACUGUGCGUCAGCGCGGAAUGCCCAUAACGUCACAGUGCCUUCUGUGGGUUCUGCAGCGGAGAAACGGUUUCUGGAGUUCAACUGCCGCCUAGAAGAGGAGGCUGGACGGAAGGCGCGGGCGCAGCAGGAGGUCGGGGAAAGGGAGGCGCAACUGCGGCGCAACUACGAAGCCAAAAUGACGGAGCUUGAGGGUGCCCUCCACGAAAGCCAGCGCGCCAGGAAUGCGGUGGAAAACGCCCUAGCGCAGAAGGAAGUUGAGUGGCAGAGCGCCCGCGCAUCGCUGGCACAGAAGUCGAACGACGAUGCUGUUGCGUACGUUCGCCGCUCGCUGGAGAUGACUCUGCACGCACGUGAGAAAGAACUCGAAGACACGCAAGCGUUGCUGCGCGCAGAGCGAACGCGCCUGGCGGAGGCACUGCAGAGGGAGGAUGACCUUCGCAGCCGUCUCCUUGUCGCGGAAGAGACACGCGUGUUGUACCAGCUGUAUCUGCAGCGCCUGCUGGAAGUGGUGCGAGAACGGGCGAAAGAGGGGCCGGCGCCGCGGUGUGUGACGCAGCCGCUUGUAACGAACAACGACGUAGCCGCGACGCUCGACGAGGCACUGCGCUCCGUAGAUGCCGCAACUGCUGGAGGUGGCGAAGGGACGCACGGGUUUGCCCAGGACGGGAUACGACGGCAGGAGGGGCAGACACAAAUAUCCGCGCCAAGGACGGCGCUCCCCCCGCCAUCGCCAUCGCCACCACCGCGGCAGCUGACGAACGCGACGCUCCUCAUAUCGUCCAUGCUGGAGGCCAAAGUAGCGGGCUGUCUGUCAUUGUGGGGGCGCGAGGAGAAGCGGCGGCACGACGGCCUCCUGUCGGCAUUCCAGGCGUCCGUCGGCGCNUGCAUGGAGGAGACAGAGGCCAAACUUGGCGUUGUGCUGAGCUCGCUACGCAGCAUGGAGCAGCGCGUGAGCGAUUGCAGCAAGACGGCGGCGUCGGCACUGCAGCGGUGCGCCCGCGCCUCCGGCGGCAGCUCGAUGCGUGUCGAGCACUUGCAGCAGGAGCUGAAGCGCGUCAACUACGACUACGCACAGUCGCAGCGACAGCUGCAGCGGGCACAGGUGGAGAUCAGCGGGCUGAAGGAGGAACUCGCACGUGUCGACGGCGAGCGCGAGGUGGCGAUGCUGAUGCACCGCGCCGCCGAGUGUCUCGAGGACGUACGGCAGAGCGUGCGUAAUGCCGUUCGUGCGGCGGCCCACGAUAUGGAGCAACGUACCUUGGAGGGCAACACGCUGCAGGAGCCGUUCAUUCAGUCGAUACGUGUUAUCGCGGUGAAGGUUGAGGCACACGUGGAGAUGGCGCGCACGGCGUUGCGGCGCGAGCAGCAGGCGCGCGGCGACGGCCCGAUUGACACCGAGACGAUGCACCGACUUAUUCUCAGCCCGCCGCGACGGUCCUCCCGCAGCCGUGAGCG